GCCGGCCGUGCCCAGGCCCCACGAUGCACUGGUAUGCAAACAGCUGGCCGCCCCCCCCCAGCCUCUUGGGGGCCCUUUAAACUUUAAAGCCGGGUGUGGGUGUGUUCAUGUAUCCUGUGGCUUCACCACCAGACUCACAACCAGGACUAGAGGAGCGUCCUCGCUCACUAAAGGACCUGAAGGAUACUUCCUCCAUCAUGGGCGCCUUCAUCGCCAAGAUGCUGCUGCCCACGGUCAGCAGCCUGGUGUUCCUGCCCACGGCCAGCGUGGCCGCCAAGAGGGGCUUCCACAUGGAGGCCAUGGUCUACUUCUUCACCAUGUUCUUCACCGCGAUCUACCACGCGUGUGACGGACCUGGACUCUCCAUCCUGUGCUUCAUGAGGUACGACGUCCUGGAGUACUUCAGUGUCUACGGCACGGCUCUCUCCAUGUGGGUCACCCUGAUAGCUCUGGGCGACUUCGAUGAGCCUCAGCGCUCCAGCAUGACCAUGUUUGGAGUGCUGAGCAUCGCCGUGAGGAUCUACCAGGAUCGCUGGGGCUACGGGAUCUACUCUGGACCCAUCGGCUCCGCUGUCUUCAUCAUCACCGUCAGAUGGCUGCAGAAGAUGAAGCAGCUGCGGGCGGUGUAUCCGGAGAAGGCGGUGUACACGCAGCAGGUCGGUCCCGGCUGCUGCUUCGGCGCUCUCGCUCUGAUGCUGCGCUUCUACUUCGAGGAGUGGGACUACGCCUACGUGCACAGCUUCUACCACCUGUCUCUGGCCGUGUCCUUCAUCCUGCUGCUGCCGAAGAAGAACCGCUACGCCGGCACGGGAAGGAACGCCGCCAAGCUCAGCUUCCUCGGCCUCUUGUGCUGCUCCAUGUCCCCUGCUUCUUCAAAAGAGAAGACGGACGAGUCGCUGAAGAAGAAGAAGAAGAAGAAGAAGAAGUCUCGCGCCGUGUGGACCAUCCCCACUGAGCUGUGGACGCGCCGCUGCAGCACGCCCAUCCUGCCCGUUUACAACUCCCCGCCCUCCACGCCGGUCAAGGAGACGAGCGUGGAGGACGGGGGGUCGUCCACGCCCAUCCUGCCCCCCGCGCCCUCCACGCCGGUCAAGGGGACGAGCGUCAGCCGCCUCAAAGAGAUGAACGGCUGGAAGUGA
Cyclopterus lumpus (lumpfish) is the source of this 1139-nucleotide messenger RNA. RefSeq names its product myomaker, myoblast fusion factor (gene mymk). The coding region runs from base 108 to 1139 and encodes 343 amino acids. The record is from RefSeq and is a predicted model, not a curated record. The transcript has 6 exons. Lineage: Eukaryota; Metazoa; Chordata; Actinopteri; Perciformes; Cyclopteridae. Gene Ontology annotation, cellular component: plasma membrane.